Molecule: messenger RNA, 2686 nt
Organism: Camarhynchus parvulus
Lineage: Eukaryota; Metazoa; Chordata; Aves; Passeriformes; Thraupidae
Product: nascent polypeptide-associated complex subunit alpha, muscle-specific form-like
Exons: 4
Source: RefSeq, a predicted model, not a curated record
CGCCCUUCGCGCUCGGCGCCGCUCAGCGCUCCCGCAGGUGGGCGCUCAGCGGUCGCGCUGUCAGCGCGUCGCGGCGUAUCGCGUUCGGCGAUCCCGGCGGUCGCGUUCUCCCAUCCGGCGUUCCCGCUCCUCCAUCCGGCGGGUCGCGUUCUCCGAUCCGCCCGGUCGCGGUCGAUCCGGCGUUCCGCUCACCGAUCCGGCGUUCCGCUCUCCGAUCCGCGUUCCCGCUACCGAUCCGCCGUUCCCGCCACCGAUCCGCGUUCCCGUCUCCGUCCGCGCCGUUCCGGUCUCCGAUCCGCCGCUCCCGUUCCCGCCGCCGCUCCGCUCCCGCGCCCGCUCCACGAGGAGCCGCUUCGCUGUCGUCGCCGCUGCCCAAAAGACGCGGCCCGGUGGCGCUUCGGCGUCACCGCGGCGGGGACGGAGGGGACAAAGCGACAGCGCGUCCCCAACGCCGCCGCCGCCACCCCCAGUCGGUGUCACCACUGUCACCAGCCCCGGUGUCAUCUCCCCGGUACCGGCGCGGCCCAAGUGGGUCCCCCUGGCCGAGCUGCACCCGGCGGCGCCGCAGCCGCCGGCACGGGCGGUGACAACGACGGCGGCGGUGACAACAGCGGUGACAUCGGGGGCGGCAUCCAAGUGGGUCCCCAUUGGGGGGGCACAGCCGGCGCCGCCCGGCACUGAGGGCGGUGUCACCAAAGCCACCACCGAUGUCACCAAAGCCACCCCAGAGGUGACCAGAGCCAGUCCUGAUGUCAUCAAAGCCACCCCAGAGGUGACCAAAGCCACCCCUGAUGUCACCAAGGUCACCCCAGAGAGGACAGCGGCGGUGACACCGGAGAAGCCGCCGGCGGUGGCCGAGGGGACGCCGGGGAUGUCACCAGGGAUGUCACCAGGGAUGUCACCAGGGGCCACCAAGGUGUCCCCAGCGGGUAAAGCGGCAGCAGGUGACACCAAAGUGGCCGCAAGUGACAACAAAGUGGCCGCAAGUGACACCAAAACAAGCGUUGGUGACACCAAAAGCGACACCAGCGUCCCCAACGCCGCCCCCCGAGCCCAAACCCGCGGUGGCCCCGUCCCCUCGCGCGUCCCGGCCAUCGCCGCGCUUGGGGACAUCGCUGGGGACGCCCGCCCGGGGCCGCCGCCCAAGGGCUGCCGGCGCUGGCGCGGCGCCCGCGGUGGCACCUUGGGGACGUUGGGGACGUUGCUGCCGGCCGCCCGCCUCAGCCUGCCCUCGUCACCCGUGGCGGCCUCGGCGCUGCCGCCGGUGUCACUCGUCACCAAAGCCACCCCCGGCAGGCUCGGCGUCACCAAGGCCGCCGGCGUCACCAGGGCGGGCGGCGGCGGUGUCACCGCGGGUAAGGGCGGCGGUGUCACCGUGGGGGUGGCGCUGAUGGACGGCAAGGGCGGCGGUGUCACCAAGGGCAGCGCGGGGGACAGCAGGGGUGGCGGUGUCACCGUGGGAGCGUCAGCAGGUGACACCAAGGGUGGCAUUGUCACCGUGGGAGCCGCCCAAGGGGACAGCAAAGGUGGCAUUGUCACCAUGGAUGUCACCAAGGCCACCAUGGGAGCAUCACCAGGUGACACCAAGCCUGGUGUUGUCACCACGAAUGUCCCCAAGGCCACCACAGGUGACACCAAACCUGGCAUUGUCACCACGGGAGCAUCACCAGGUGACACCAGGGGUGGCAUUGUCACUGUGGAUGUCACCAAGGCCACCGUGGGAGCGUCACCAGGUGACACCAAGCCUGGCAUUGUCACUGUGGAUGUCACCAAGGCCACCGUGGGAGCCACCCAAGGAGACAUCAGGGGUGGCAUUGUCCCCAUGGAUGUCACCAAGGCCACCGUGGGAGCGUCACCAGGUGACACCAAGCCUGGCAUUGUCACCAUGGAUGUCCCCAAGGCCACCACAGGUGACACCAAGCCCGGUGGCACUGUCCCCACAGGUGUCCCCAAGGCCACCGCAGCUGUCCCCGCCGGGGUCAGCCCCCUGGGCGCCGCCAUCCUCAGGGCCAGCGCCAUGGCCACCAGGGCCACCACGCUGGAUGUCACCAAGGCCACCAGUGCCACCAGUAUGACCAGUAACGCCGGUGUCACCAGUGCCACCAGUAUGACCAGUGGCACCAGUAUGACCAGUGCGGCGGCUCCCAGCUCCCAGUAUGACCAGUGGCACCAGUACGACCAGUGGCACCAGUAUGACCGGUGCGGCGGCUCCCAGCGGCACCAGUUUGACCAGUGGCACCAGCGUUCCAUCUCCCGGUGUCACCAGCGUCACCGUUCCUGCGGCUCCCAGUGCUCCCAGUAUGACCAGUGGCACCAGUUUGACUGUACCAGCAGCUCCCAGUGUCACCGGUGUCACCGUUCCCAGUGUGACCAGUGCUACCGCAACGUUGGCUCCCAGUAUGACCAGUUUGACUGCAGCAGCGGCUCCCGGUGUCACCAGUGCGACCAGUGCUGCGGCUCCCAGUGCUCCCAGUAUGACCAGUACCAACAUGGCAGCGGCUCCCAGUGCUCCCAGUAUGACCAGUUACCAACAUGCAGCGGCUCCCAGUGCUCCCAGUAUGACCAGCACCAACAUGGCAGCGGCUCCCAGUGCUCCCAGUAUGACCAGUGUGACCACAGCAGCGGCUCCCAGUGCUCCCAGUAUGACCAGUACCAACAUGGCUGCGCCUCCCAGUGCUCCCAGUAA